CAUCGGCGCCGCCUGCGCCAUGGCCCUCGCCCAGGCCGGCGCCUCGUGCUGCCUCGUCGUCCGUCCGGGGAAAUCGGCCCAGGAGAACAAGAGCUACCUCGAGGCGCUUCCCACAGACCAGGGACAGCAGCACUGCCUCCUCAUCACCGACCUCGGCGACAUGGCCGAGGUCAAGACGGCGUUUGACAAGGCACUCCAGCUUCCCGAGAUGGGCGGCCGCAUCGACAUUCUCGUCAACUGCGGCGGAAUUCAGCGCCGCCACGACUCGACCGAGUUUCCCGAGGACGAUUGGGAUGAGGUCAUCAACGUCAACCUCAAGUCCGUCUUUCUCCUCUGCCAGGCCGCAGGCAGGCACAUGGUCCCGCGUCGGUCUGGGAAAAUCGUCAACUUUUGCAGCCUCCUCUCUUUCCAGGGCGGCCUGCGCGUGCCGGCCUAUGCCGCGUCCAAGGCGGCGGUGAGUAACAUAACGAAAUCGCUGAGCAACGAGUGGAGUCAGCACAACGUCCAGGUCAACGGCAUCGCCCCCGGCUACAUUGCCACGGACAUGAACGAGAAGCUGCUCAGCGACGCGACUCGGCUCCGUCAGAUCACCGAGCGCAUCCCCGCCGGCAGGUGGGGUCUGCCCGACGACUUUGCCGGCCCGCUCCUGUUCCUCUGCAGCAAGGCGAGCCAGUAUGUAUGCGGCGAGACACUCGUCGUCGACGGCGGGUGGAUGGGACGAUGAAUGCUGUCAGAUUAGCUUGGGAUACAAGUACUAUUACUACUCAAUACAAGUUUCAC
This is a messenger RNA of Acaromyces ingoldii, 780 nucleotides long. Its product is annotated as putative 2-deoxy-D-gluconate 3-dehydrogenase. Bases 20 to 724 code for a protein of 234 amino acids. The transcript is spliced from 2 exons. The record is from RefSeq and is a predicted model, not a curated record. NCBI's taxonomy places the organism in Eukaryota, Fungi, Basidiomycota, Exobasidiomycetes, Exobasidiales, Cryptobasidiaceae. Gene Ontology annotation, molecular function: oxidoreductase activity, acting on the CH-OH group of donors, NAD or NADP as acceptor.